CUUCUUCAUCCGUCUUUGUUAAUUUUGGUACCCCCAAUCGUCUUCGUACUGCUGAAAUCUUUGCUCCUCAUCGGAAAUGGCGUUUCUACUCAACAACACUUUGAUUUCAUCUCAUCUCCGAUCUUCUUCCCAGAAGACGGAUGGUGCUUUGGCUCAAUCUCGUCGCGGAUUCCAUGUGGAGCUAGGUGCUCGCGAGAAAUCUCUCUUGGCUGAGGAUGCCUCUUUGAGGAGAUUCAAGUCGCAUAAGAAAGGAGUGCACAGAUUGAAGAGGAUUGGAGAUGUGCUCACAGUUAUUGUUAUUGCCGGAUGUUGCUAUGAGAUCUAUGCGAGAGCAGUGAUGAGAAAGGAUCAGGCUGCUGCAGGAGGAAGCUCAUGAGUUUCUUUAUCUCCCUUUUUUAACAAUCUCAAAAAUUCAUCUUGUUACUCUUGUUUGGCUUACGUAAUAAGUGAAAUAACGAAAAGGAUUUCGUAAUCGUCUUAUGGAGAAACCUUGUAUUUUUGUUUUCCAGAAACCCAAAUCGCUUUACAUGAAUCAUAAAAGUCAGACUCGAGCGUAUCACGUGAGCUCAUAGAUUAUUGCAAUCCAAAUUGAAAUUCUGUCGAU
This is a messenger RNA of Camelina sativa (false flax), 604 nucleotides long. RefSeq names its product succinate dehydrogenase subunit 7A, mitochondrial. Lineage: Eukaryota; Viridiplantae; Streptophyta; Magnoliopsida; Brassicales; Brassicaceae. The record is from RefSeq and is a predicted model, not a curated record. Gene Ontology annotation, cellular component: respiratory chain complex II (succinate dehydrogenase).